This is a messenger RNA of Megalopta genalis, 2761 nucleotides long. NCBI's taxonomy places the organism in Eukaryota, Metazoa, Arthropoda, Insecta, Hymenoptera, Halictidae. The record is from RefSeq and is a predicted model, not a curated record.
UCCGUUACCAUGUGGUACCGUAAUAUCGAGUAUCGACCACUCUUGCCAGAUUGAGGAAUUUGUCCCUCGAAAAGGAUUUCUUGCACAUGCGUCGCCAACAUCGUAUGUAAGAAACACGUGCGCUCAGGAUCGUGCAUGCAUAUAAAUGUAUGUAUUCUUAGAUUUUUUCAUAUUUAUUUUAAUUCUGAAUUAAAGAAUAAGAUUUUUAAAAUACUUUAUAUAACAUCUUGUUAUAUAACACUUCUUACUUACUUUUAUUUGUAUGGAGAAUAGGCUGGUAAAGUUUAACAGAAAAAAUUGGAACACCGUGUAUAUCAUCUACAGUCGCCUCAUAAUAUGCCAAUAAAAUAAUUUCAAUUAAUUGGACGUAUUGAAUAAUAAAAAUCGCAUACAAUAUUAUUUACCAUGAUUAUUGUGUCAUAAAAGAUGUACAAAUUUCUGUCAAAAAUUGUAACGGACGCGCAAACUCUACUUAUUUGGCAAUAUCCAUUGGUGGUUUGAAUAUUCGAUAAAAAGUCGAUUAUUCAACUUCUCUGAAAAUGAACAUCUGUUUUCAGUGGUAUAUUUUAGAUAAUAGAUCUGUUUUCCAAUCAUGUCAUUUGUAAGUUAACAUGUUGAAAUUAUCAUUUUAAGUUACACAUCGUUCUGGUAUAGCAUUAUUUGUCACUAAGAAAAUACAUAGUAACAGCACUACGUGGAAUUAAAUACGUACAUAUAUGUACAAUUCCUAUUCAAAGAUAAGAAAAUGCUUAGUUUACAAUAAUUUUAUCUACUUUUGAAACUGGAGAACGUAAGAGUUAAGAAAUAUAUAAAUAAAAGAUUUGUCAUUAUCAUUUCUAUACGUCAGAAAUAUGAUCUACUGUAAUCGAUGAUUAUAUUAUUAACUCUUUCCGGUCGGAGUACUUGGAUCUGGAUCAAGAAGUAACCAGUUCGUCAUAGCGCUCAUUCAGUGUAGUGUUAGCGCACACUUAAUCUUACGCCUGAUAAGCCAAUAAAUGCUUUUAUUUGAUAAAAAAUGCAGCAUUGCAUUCUAUUUUUCGUAGUAAAUAUUAUGUUUUAUAUUUUCUCUGUAUACAUAUAAUAUUUUUCGAAACAGUUUCUCAUACGUAACUGCAGUGAUACCCAGUAUGAAAUGAAUAGUAAAUAUAUAACAAUGAAAGGAUUAAAAUAGUACUAAACUAGCUAAAUUACAAUGAAAUUUCAACGAAACUAUCCGAAUUAAGUUCAAAUUAAACUAUUUUUACAAGAGGGUUUUGUUCUACAUAUAAAAUCAAAACCUAUGAUCGCAAUGGUAAAAGUAUCUUACCGGGUUAAGAUCGAAAAGGGGUUAUUGAACACCCUAUAUACGGCAGAAAUUAUAUGUCAGCAUCCUAUUGCCUGGGGUAUGGCAAGUUCAUGUUUUAGUAAUGUUGACGAGUAUGGAUUCGAAAGACCUAACGAUUUUGACUAUGAAACUUAUGAAGAUUUUAUGUCGGAAUACCUUAAAGUACUCGCUAAAAGGGCAAAAAAAUGGGCUGAAAUUAUUGGUAAAGGAAACUCAUUGCAACGUAGUAUUACAAUAAAAAGAUAUGUUCGCAAAGGCAUACCAGGUGAACAUAGAGGUUUGGUAUGGUUGUCUGUCAGUGGAGGUGAGGAUAUGAAAAACGCCUCUCCAGAUCUCUAUGAAAAAUUGUUACAGUCUUCACAUAAUAAACAAAUAGAAGAUAUUAUAAAAACUGAUUUACCAAGAACAUUUCCUGAUAAUAUAUUUUUCAAUAAUACAGAAAAUCAGCAGCAUCAGUUGUACAAUAUUCUUUUAGCUUUUGCUCAUCAAAAUAAGACAGUAGGAUAUUGUCAAGGUUUAAACUAUAUUGCAGGAUUAUUACUACUUGUUACAAAAAAUGAAGAAACAGCUUUUUGGCUGUUGAAGGUUCUAAUAGAAAAAAUUUUACCUGAUUAUUAUACAUCAACUAUGGAUGGUCUGCUUACAGACAUAGAUGUUCUUGCNNACUUUUCUAGAAUAAAAAUGCCGGAUAUUUAUCAGCAUGUUACAAAUACAGGCUUACCUUGGGCAGUUAUUACAACGAAAUGGUUUGUUUGUUUAUUUGCUGAAGUCUUACCAAUUGAGACUACGCUGCGCAUAUGGGAUUGUCUGUUUUAUGAAGGAAGUAAAAUUAUUUUCCGUGUUGCAUUAACUCUUAUAAAAAGGAACAAGGGCAACUUACUUGCGUGUCAAGAUUUUACAACAUUAGCGGAAUGUUUUAAAGAGAUAACGAAGGACAGUAUUGUUUUAAAAUGUCACGAAUUUAUGCAAAGCAUAUUUAAAGUACCUGGAUCGCUGCCUGGUAGCACUCUUAUAAAACUACGAACAAAAAUCUCACGGGAGCGCUUUGAACAAAAAGAAAGUAAAGUAGACAAUAAGAUGCUCUCCUGAGAAAGAAUCUAGUCAAUAUAUUGUCUUCAUGCAAUUGCAAACUGAUCAUGUCAUGUAAGAUUGUAUUAUAAUAUUACUUCUACACUGUUAUUGUAAAUACGAAUUUAGCACGAAGGUGAGACAAUAUACCGAUGAUGUUCAUAUUUUUUAUUUAUAUGAUUCUUUAUACAUUUAUUGUUUUUAAAAAGAGAGAAUAUGGAACUAGAUACUCUAGCUGUACUUGAUAUUCCAUAAGAUUGUAAUAUAUGUGUACUGAUUGUAUUUAAAUCAUGUAUUAAGUAUUUUAAGUACUGUAAUUUUUAGCUCAAUUAGUCAGUAUUGAAAUUAAAACCACCACAGUAAUGUCUC